AGGGGGGUGUGAGGAAGAGCGAGGGAGAGAUGGGAAAGCAGGAGGAAGAGGAGAGGGAGAGGCUGCAGUCUCUUUGCUGCGUGACGGCGUCUGCAGCGUGAGUUUGUUUACAUCCACCGGCAGCGGUCGGAGUCCUCGGAGAAUAAUAACAGGGAGAUGCUGCACGAGACGUGAGACGGAUGCAGGGGGGGGGGUUUACUGACACGGUCACUGCUGUGGUACAACUUUGCUUCAAGGUUCUGAGCUGGGAGCCACUCAUCCUCACUGAACCUGGAUCAGCUCACUUCCUCUUUACCUUCAUACCAUCCAGACACUAGAGGUGAAUGAGAUCUACGCAGGAAGUGGGGCUCAUCACAUGGGAGUGUGUGACGGUGUGUCGCCCGCUCGUCCCGGACAGGCAUGGCGGGGGUCAGAGAGCGCGGCUCCCGGACACAGAGGCCGUGGUCGGUGUACCGGGCCACCACGUUUGAGCUGUCCGACGAGAUGAUCGGCCUCGCUCUCGCAGGAAAUAGUCAGGACCCAGACGAGCCUGUGCUGGAGUUCAGCGUCGUCUGCACAGACCUGGUGACUCCUGCUCUGGAUCGAAAGCCCAACAGCUUUGUAGCAGUGAGCUGUACGACGCCGCCUCAGGCCUUCUGGACCAAACACGCCCAGACUGAGGUCAUAGAGGGCACCAGUAAUCCCAUCUUCCUCAGCAGCGUCGCCUUCUUCCAGGAGUCCAACAUCAACCAGCAGACGCAGGUGAAACUGGCCGUCUAUGACGUCAAGGACCGCUCGCAGGGCACGAUGUACCUGCUGGGCUCAGCACUUUCUGUCAAGGAGAUUUUGCAGGAGAAGAGCCACAGAUUACAGCUGGAACUGAGAUCUGCGGAGAACGUGCGGGUGGGGAACAUCACCGUCACAGCCUGGCAGAUGGAGGACAGAGCGGACCAGAGGAUGUCGCUCAACCGCCUGCCAGACGGCAUCAACGGCCGGACGGUGCUGACUGUUGACGAGAGCCUCACGGAGUCGAUGGGAGUCCGGAUCAAGUUCGCCUCGCUAUGCAAAGACACCCUGCUGCGCUCAGUGUUCGGAGGCACAAUGUCCAGGAUGUACCGCUUCCCCACGACUGACGGGAAACAUCUACGCGUGCUGGAGCAGAUGGCUGAGAGCGUCCUGUCGGUCAACAUCCCCAGACAGUUCGUCAAGCUGCUGCUGGAGGAGGACGCGGCCAGGGUCUGCGAGCUGGAGGAGCUGGGAGAGUUGUCCCCCUGCUGGGAGAACCUGCGGCGACAGAUCGUCUCUCAGUACCAGACCAUAAUACUAGCAUACCAGGAAACCCUGUCUGACCUCAGUGAUUACAGAGGUCCGUCAUUCAAAGCCAGUAACCUGAAGGCAGAGAGGAAGCUGGAGUUCAUGCCAACCAACCUCCACGUUCAGAGGAUGAGGGUUCAGGACGAGCUGGGCUUUGAGCACACGUAUGAUGUGAUAACAAUCGGAGCUCCGGCCGCUCACUGCCAGGGUUUUAAAAACAGCGGCCUGAGGAAACUCAUCCACAAGUUUGAGGAGGCGAAGAAACACGUAUAUGAGGAGGGAUGCGCCCUCUCCAGCUCGCAGUCCAUCGUCUUCAUACCCCAGGACAUCGUCCGGGCCAAAGAGAUCAUCGCCCACAUCAACACGCUGAAGACUCAGGUCAGCUACUACGCCGAGAGGCUUUCCCGCGCUGCCAAGGACCGAUCGGCCAGCGGACUGGAGAGGACGCUCGCCAUCCUGGCUGAUAAGACUCGUCAGCUGGUCACCGUGUGCGACUGUAAGCUGCUGGCUUCAGCUAUUCAGGCCCUGAACGCCGCGCGGCCGGAGUACAUCGCCUCCAAAGCGUCUCCUUCCGCCGACUCGGAGCAAGUGGUCCUCCGCAACGACCAGGACACGCUUCUCGCCAAGUGGAGCGGCCGCAACAGCCGAUCCUCGCUACAUGUGGACUGGCAUGAAGAGGAAUGGGAGAAGGUUUGGGUGAACGUGGAUAAAUCUCUGGAGUGCAUCAUCCAGCGAGUCGACAAACUGCUCCAGAAGGAGAGGAGGCCCAGCGAUGCCAGUCAGGACAGUACCCAGAGUGACCAGCAGGGUGGCGGCAUUAAGAAAGGUAACAGAGGAAAAAGACGAGCGUUCUGGAUCAACCCAGGAAAUAUGUCAGAGGAAUCUCUAUCAUCAUCAUCCUCAUCCCCACUUCCACCUUCAUCAUCACCUCCUCCACCACCUUCCUCAUCCUCUCUGCCUGCGCUCUCCUCCACUCAUCCUGAACACGACUCCUAUGGAAGCCCCGGUGCUGAGGAGGCGUACCCAGGUGAGUGGAGCGAGGCGUUGUACCCUCUCCUCACCACGCUCACCGAGUGCGUCGCCAUGAUGAGCGACAAGGCCAAGAAGUCCAUGGUCUUCCUGCUGAUGCAGGACACCGCCCCGACGAUAGCCAUGGACCUGUCGCUGCAGUACCGCCGCGACGUGGUCUUCUGCCAGACGCUCACCGCUCUCAUCUGCGGCUUCAUCAUCAAACUGAGGAACUGUCUCCGUGACAACGGGUUCCUCCGACAGCUCUACACCAUCGGCCUCCUGGCUCAGUACGAGUCCCUGCUCAGCACCUACGGGGAGGAGUUGUCCAUGUUGGAGGACAUGAGCGUCGGCAUCAUGGAUCUGCGGAACGUCACCUUUAAGGUGACCCAGGCCACCGGCAGCUCGGCGCCCGACAUGCUGCCGAUCAUCACCGGGAACCGAGACGGCUUCAACGUCCGCAUCCCGCUGCCGGGAACCAUGUUCGACGCUCUGCCUCGGGAGAUCCAGAGCGGCAUGUUGCUGAGGGUGCAGCCGGUGCACUUCAACGUCGGCAUCAACGAGCAGCAGACGCUGGCGGAGAAAUUCGGAGACACGUCCCUGCAGGAGAUCAUAAACCUGGAGAGUCUGUCCAGGUUGAAUUCGUACUACGAACAGUUCAAAGAGGUCCUGCCUGAGGACUGCCUCCCGAGGUCUCGUUCUCAGACCUGUCUCCCCGAGCUGCUGAGGUUUCUGGGGCAGAACGUUCAUGCCAGGAAGAACAAGAACGUGGACGUCCUGUGGCAGGCGGCCGAGAUUUGUCGCCGGCUGAACGGCGUCCGUUUCACCAGCUGCAAAAGCGCCAAAGACCGCACGGCCAUGUCGGUGACCCUGGAGCAGUGCCUGAUCCUGCAGCACGAACACGGCAUGGCGCCGCAGGUCUUCACGCAGGCUCUCGACUGUAUGCGCAGCGAGGGCUGCAGACGAGAGAACACCGUGAAGAACGUGGGAUGUCGGAAGUACGCGUUCAACUCGCUGCAGCUCAAAGCCUUCCCCAAGCACUACCGACCGCCUGACGGCACCUACGGCAAAGUGGAAACCUGAUUGGACCGCAGAGCCCGGUGUGUUGGGAUGUUUCCGUGUUAUUGGACCAGUGUGUUCUGGGAAGCGACGACAUGUAACUGUGUAGAAUCCAGACAAUCCAGACACGGAUCAAUUGGUCCAUCACGUCGCCUGGUGGCUGUUCCAGAGGCUUUGGAUUUGGUUUGUCUGGAGAUGUUUCUCCCUGAACCCACAGAUUUCUCCGAGCUGAGUGUAAUAUCUGAUCGUAGGUACUGUAGCACUGUCUUAUGUCACGUUACACAACACAAGAAUGUUGCCCCUGGUAGCUCUUUACUUAGAAAUGACCGCCACUGCCUCCUGAUCAAAGACUGAUAUAAUCAUCAUGAGCUUCACAGACAUUAUUAUGUAUCAAGACAAACUAGAAUAACUCAUUAAAACAGACGAUACUCUCAUGGAAACACAUUCUGACUGUGCGUGGUUGUCAGUCCGAGUCCCAUCAGUUCCUACUGAAGACGUGACUCUUUAAAAACAUAGUUCCAUCUUUUAAAUAAUGUUUCCCCUUCACAGUCGUUGAAGAAUGUGCUAUCAGGCCCUCUUAACUUCUGAAGUGCCCUUAAGCAAGAUGUUAAAUCCUUACCAGCGUGACGGGGGGGGAUCUGUGACGACUAGUUUUCAUUCCAUCUUUCAAGUGAAUAUAUUCAACCAAACAAAACAAAUUAAUGUCCAACGCGGAUUUGUUUGGACGUUUUUAUAUCUUUCUUCCCACAGUUUUGAUUUUAUAGUUUUUGUGGUGAUCCAUAAAAACAAUACAGCUCGUCCAAGGUCAAUAAAUCUGACCUCAAAUAUUGAGUACUGUUAAAAUAUUCCUAAAUAUGAUUAAGAAUUGAUUUAUGAGUCUAUUUAGUUUCUAUGCAAAAUUUUUCCAUAGGUAUUCUGGAUUUUAAAGAGGUUUCACAGACACAAUGUUGAAAAGCAGCUAAAAACAACAUUUUGGGCAUUUUAUUUGUUUUUAUUCACACUCCUGCCACAUUCAUCUGCAAUGCUCUGUUUGUUCCACCAGGGGGCGCCAUUGCUCCGCACUGUAAAGCCUCCACAGUUUGUUUGGCUCCAUCACAUGUGACCCGUUAAGUGAAACGCAUCUUACUGUAACAUGAACCACACUGUCAGACUGUUGUUCGACUGCCGCCCACUCGCACCUGUCACUCAGCACAGCUUCUGUUCUGCAGCAUCGUGUCACACGUCUGCCUCUGAAGCGUGAGGCCAGAAAUAAAUAUGAAAACGGUGCUUUUGUUUUCUGCUGUCGAGUUAAUAUGAAUAUAGAGACUUUAUUAUUAUUACUCAUUAUUAAAAUAGAGAUUAAACUGAGUCGCUAACGAAUGGGCGGCUGAGUAUUUUCCUUGUGGGGCUUUGUAAUUUAUCACUUCACAAAAUGUAUUUAUCAGCAUUAAAUGAUCAUUUAAUCUCAA
This is a messenger RNA of Hippoglossus stenolepis (Pacific halibut), 4808 nucleotides long. Its product is annotated as inositol polyphosphate-4-phosphatase type I A. Gene Ontology annotation, molecular function: phosphatidylinositol-3,4-bisphosphate 4-phosphatase activity. Lineage: Eukaryota; Metazoa; Chordata; Actinopteri; Pleuronectiformes; Pleuronectidae. Gene Ontology annotation, cellular component: cytoplasm. The record is from RefSeq and is a predicted model, not a curated record.